CAGAGAAGGUCAGCCAACCAGCAAAGCCGUCAAAAUGCUGCCCCGCUCAAUGCUGCUAACGGCAGCUCUGCUUUUGUUUCUCUACUUUUCGCCACUUCUCCGAAGCGGGGUCACAUGGAUCACUUGGCAACUGGCAGCUGCAAUUGGGGCGCUUUCUAUCUUGACGUAUGCGCUACCAUACCUGGUCGUCAGUAUCUUGCCACCUCAGAAUCUCAAGAAGAAAUAUGAUGCGGAUUGGGCGUUUGUCACCGGAAGCUCUUCGGGCAUCGGCCGGGCACUGGCGGAAAGGCUAGCGCUGCAAGGCGUAAACAUCGUGCUGGUGGCACUGGACGAUCAGCUGCUUAAAGACACCCACGCUGCUCUCACCAACCAGUUCCCACAGCUCAAGUUCCGAGCGGUUGGCGCUGACCUCAGCGUCUCUGAUGGAAGUUACAUGACGGCCAUUGCUCAAGCCACCAAAGACAUCCACGUGUCCCUGGUCUUCAACAACGCUGGCUACAUGGUCACGGGCUUCUUCCGUCAGGUCCCGCUGAACAAGCACCUCGCCAACAUCGAGUGCAACACAGUCUCUGCCGUGCGCAUAACACACCACUUCUUCCAACGCAUGGUCGACUCGAAGCGGAAAGGUGCGAUCGUGUUCACCUCUUCGGUAGCGGGAUACAUCCCGUCCCCAUUCGCAACCGGGUAUGGCGCCACGAAGGCGUUCCUUUCGUCCUUUGCCGCAUCCCUCGCGGUCGAGGCCCGGCAUUACGGGGUGGACAUCUGCGCGGUGCACCCGUCCCCAGUCAACAGCCGUUUCCUCGACAAAGCGGACAAGCUAGACAGCCUAGAGUUUACGUCCCAAUUCGCGUACCGUCCGGAGGACCUCCCGGACGACAUCUUCCGGACAGUCGGACGGGCCGUCUGGCGGGACCUCGGCGGGUUUGCGCUCGUCGCCCGGGGGGUGACUAAACUGAUUGACUACAACGCUCUUGCAACCAUUUUCUCUUUGACUGCCCACAACAUGAAGGAUUGGAAGAUGGCAACUCAGCGAAGUGGCCCGAAAAGUUGACCAGAGGUCAUCGCAACUUGCUUGCGUUUGGAGUCACCAUAGGCAUUAGAUUUCGAGUUGACUGUAGGCAGCCUGGACAGCGCUGGGCCGAAGUCUCUGUUGUUGUCUAAGGGAUGUACUAGUAGGACAGAGUUUUGCUUUUUAAGACUGAGAGCUCGACCCGGCGUCAAACGUGUUGCAUUGAGAGUAAUUUCAAGUCGAACUGCCGUAGUGUCCAUACAAGCCUUGUUCGGAAAUUGACAUGGACUGAAGGCGUUGCAAUUGAUGUGGACUGCACUAAAAUUUGCUGCAUAAUUGAUUCAGAGUUCAG
This is a messenger RNA of Klebsormidium nitens, 1361 nucleotides long. NCBI's taxonomy places the organism in Eukaryota, Viridiplantae, Streptophyta, Klebsormidiophyceae, Klebsormidiales, Klebsormidiaceae. The record is from the annotation of a GenBank genome assembly.